AUGGCAGACUCCCAAAUGGAAGAUGAUAUCACGCUGGAGACGCCCGCAGCAGAAGUAUUCAUCGCUCCAUCCAUAAAUCCAUCCCUCCUCUUCGACGGCGCAUCCUACACACACUUCUCACCCGUUCCACCGUCUCUCCUCCCACCACCCUCAUCCCCCUCAGAACCCACAUCAGAAAAAGCAGAGCCCGGCCCUCCCUGCGCUCUCGGCGUCGACGAAGCUGGCCGCGGUCCAGUCCUGGGUCCUAUGGUCUAUGGACUCUUCUACCUACCCCUCCCACUGUCCGACCCCCUCCUACGCAACACCCACCACUUCGACGACAGCAAAGUUCUCACCCCCAACGUGCGCUCCUCCCUCAUGGAGAAACUCUGCACUCCAGACACAGACCUCCACACACAAUGCGGCUGGGCCGUCGAAGUCAUGUCCGCGCGCGACAUCGGCGCAAACAUGAUGAAGCCCUCGGCGACCUACAAUCUCAACGCACAAGCAAUGGAUGCGACGAUUUCAUUAAUCAAAGGAGUGUAUGAGCGUGGCGUUAACGUGAAGGAGAUUUAUAUCGAUACGAUUGGACAGCCUGCACCGUAUCAGAAGAGGUUGGAGAGGGUGUUUCCCACCGCGAAGGUUACGGUUGCGAAGAAGGCGGAUAGCUUGUACCCGUGUGUGAGCGCGGCGAGUGUUUGUGCGAAGGUCACGAGGGAUGCGUGUUUGGAGGUCUUGUAUGAGAGCUAUGCUGAGAAUGAGGAGGAGGGCGGUGAAGAUGAGGAGAUGUCGGGGACGAAGUCGGCGAAAGCUGCAGAAGAAGCUUCAUGGGGUUCUGGAUAUCCUUCAGAUGCACGCUGUACGUCCUGGCUGAAACGGAAUAUGGAUCCUGUAUUUGGGUGGGGCCCAGAGUGUCGAUUUAGUUGGGGGACGGCGAAAGAUAUGUUAGAUGCUAAAGGUGCGGCGGCCAAGGUGGAUUGGCCGGUUGAUGAGGAUGAUGAGACGAGUCGUUUGACGGAUUAUUUUAGUGCAGGGAAGGAGAAAGAAGGGGGUGAUGAGCUGGGGCAUUGGUUUGGAGGGCCGGUCGGAGCGGAAGUCUUCUAA
Cadophora gregata is the source of this 1083-nucleotide messenger RNA. RefSeq lists its product as uncharacterized. Gene Ontology annotation, molecular function: RNA-DNA hybrid ribonuclease activity; RNA binding. Gene Ontology annotation, cellular component: ribonuclease H2 complex. The record is from RefSeq and is a predicted model, not a curated record. Bases 1 to 1083 code for a protein of 360 amino acids. Lineage: Eukaryota; Fungi; Ascomycota; Leotiomycetes; Helotiales; Ploettnerulaceae. The transcript has a single exon. Gene Ontology annotation, biological process: mismatch repair; DNA replication, removal of RNA primer.